Molecule: messenger RNA, 1680 nt
Organism: Penicilliopsis zonata CBS 506.65
Lineage: Eukaryota; Fungi; Ascomycota; Eurotiomycetes; Eurotiales; Aspergillaceae
Exons: 1
Coding region: 435-1418 (327 amino acids)
Source: RefSeq, a predicted model, not a curated record
UCUUGCUUUUAUAACUCGAGACUCACCCAUUGCCAGAUUGGGAUAUAUGCCUCAGGCAUCAAUGGCUUACGGCGACAGGCGAUCUGAUUGGCCAGUCACGCGUAAGCCACCUGAUGAGUCAGCACACUGCCUCUUGGGCUUAACAGCCGCUUAACUCCGAGUCUCUGGCAAAGAAGACGAGGACAACAUUGAGUGGACAAAAAACCGUUGGACAUGGCCUGAGAAGACGGAGAAGCAGAGAGGAAUAUGUCAGAAGCCAGUCGAUUGCCCCCAGAGACUGGCUUACGGCCGAAGCGGGUCAUCACCGCCGCGCGGAAAGAGCAGAACAGGAUCUCGCAGCGAGCGUACCGUGAGUUGGGAGCAAAGAACGUGGACCAGACGGCUAACAAUCUCCUUUAGGCCAGCGAAAAAAGGACCAAUUGGUCAGUCAGCGGAUGCUCAAGGGUGGGCAACCGGUUGCUCAAUACCUGGAGAUUCAGCCAUCGCCAGUUCGGGGCUGGACGCCGAGAGAUGAAGGGAAACUAUCCAACGCGGCACCUCUUAGAGAGGGUAUCUCGAACGAGGUGGAGACUCAACAGACUGAAUUGAUAAAUGAUUUGACGACUGGAAGCUCAGAUUCAUCUGGCAACGACUUGGUAAACGUUGGUUGGAACGACGCAGGCGACUCCCACUCUCUCGACAUGCUUUUCUGUUCGUUUCCAACGACAUCUAGUUCCAGCUCGGAUGACAUGUUGAGACUGUUACCACCAGAGACAACCGUUGAUCCACUGGCGGUUUUCACUCUGAGCCCCACGGUAUCCGGACCGACAGAGUGCUAUUCCACAAUCCCUGAGACAGACAAUAGCCAGAAGACUAAGACUACCACAGUACUGGCAGACCCGUACCUGAAUACUCUGCAAUCCUCGCAGACAUCCUUCAAUCUAGCGUGCCUUCACAACGCCCGCAGCCUGGGAAUCUCCAUCGAGGAGUUCUACACGUUCAAGUGUCUCACGCUCUGCUCGCCGUUCUACCGACGGGCGUCCCCAUCCGACGACCCAAAAACCCUACUCGCCUCUGUCUCGGACCCAGGGGCGCCCGUCCACCUCCAGCCGACACUCGCACAGGUCCUCUUCCCUCAUCACCCGAUGUUCGACCUGAUCCCCCUGCCCGUCCUGCGGGAGCGCGCCAUCACGCUGGCCGCCACGUCGCCGGGCCUGUUCGAUCCUCUCGAUCUGAAAAAGGAUAUUCUCCGCGGCGGCCUGGUCUGCUGGGGAGGCUCCGGAGGACUCGGUCAGCCCUGGGACAUGCGCAGCUGGGAGGCCGCGCCCUGGUUUCUGCAUAAAUGGCGGCUGCUCGUUAACGGGCCGGAAGGCGAUCUCUGGCAGCAGAGUUUGUGGUGGCAGAGCAUGAGACAGCAGAAUCCUGCUAUUAUGAAUUAGAUACACAUAUACAUAUACAUAUAAAUAUACAUAUCCAUAUACACCCCAUUUAUUUAUGAGACCAUGUAGUAUUGUUAUGUUGUAUUCUCACAAUUCCCAAUCACCAAUCGGACGUUGUAUAAUGUCCCUGAGAUCGGCACUCAUCCCUGUAGAGUAAAUCAAUCAAUUACCCGAUAGACCAUCUAACAUACUGUAAUAGUAUUUUUUUUUUCCUUCUUAAAGUCAUCAACUCAUGCUAUACCGACUACAUUGUACUCCGAAC